GGGAUCAUUGCUUCUUAAAGACAACAACUUUAAGGUAUGCCAAGGAAUUCUGCAGGCUAUGACCGCUGCAGUGCCGUUGAUUGGCGAUCAUGUCAAGAUUAUGGGCAAUGUCGUCAUUCCCGGAGCGGUGGAGCGAUUGGGCGAUACAAAGCAACCAGUAAGGGAGGCAGCCAGGAAGAUGCUUCUAGCUCUUAUCGAGAUGAGGAAGAAGAGAAGACGGAGAAAAGGGAGGAGAGGAAGAAGAAAGGGAAAGAAGAAGAAGAGGGAGAAGGAGGGGAUGAAGGAGGAGAAGAAGACGAAGAAGAGGAUGACGAAGAGGAAGAAGAAGAAGAGGAAGAAGAAGAAGAGGAAGGGGAGGAAGAAGAAGAAGGAGAAGAGAAAGAGGAGGAAGAAGAAGAAGGAGAAGAGAAAGAGGAGGAAGAAGAAGAAGGAGAAGAAGAGAAAGAGGAGGAAGAAGAAGAAGAGGAAGGAGAAGGAGAAGAAGAGAAAGAAGAGGAAGAAGAAGAAGAAGAAGAAGAAGAAGAAGAAGAAGAAGAAGAAGAAGAAGAAGAAGAAAAGAAGAAGAAGAAGAAGAAGACUAAGAAGAAGAAGAAGAAGGAAGAAGAAGAAGAAGAAGAAGAAGAAGAAGAUGAAGAAGAGGAAGAAGUGGAAGAAGAAGGAGAGGAAGAAGAAGGGGAAGAAGAAGAUAAGGAAGAUUCCUUCUUCCCCUCUUGCACUAACCUUGUUAGUGUAUACUUUUCUCGGUAUGGACGUGCUGAAGACGGAGCUGGAGCAAUGGCACCACAGGGUACUUCUCCAGUCGCCAUAUUUGAGCGAAUUGGCAAUUUGCCGUGGAGCCACAAGAAUUCUCGAAUCAAGGAAGAGCUUGCUAGGAUUGCUGCAAUAUCAAUAGAUUUAUUUGGGGCUACAGAACCGUCCUUCUGGAAGCUUCUACUCACCAAUAUUGUGAAGCUCUUGGAGGAUUCACAUAUUGCCACAAGGGAGGCGGCAAUGACUUGUCUGGAGGAAAUGUAUCGACAUGGCAUCAACUUCGAGGAAGACCUUUUCCAAAAUUACCAGAUACGACCAGCUCAGUGGAGGAGUGCCAAGGCACUCAAGGGUACCAUGGACGAUUUGGUAGCCGUCCCGGACCAUGGGGUCACUGAGCCCCAGCUGGUUCAGUUGUUUUAUCGUGCCAUUCCAGAGGCCCUACGUGGGCAUUUCUUUGACAAGUCUCAGCAGGCCAGCAUCACAUACGAUCAAUUGAGUCGCGAAGUCGUCCUGUAUGAGUCGAAGUCUAUGCCAGUUACCACUUUCUGGCAUAAGGACUUAGAGAAGGGGAAGAAGUGGAAGAAUCGUACCAUCUCAGGCCAAGUAAAGGCCAAGGAUCACAUGAUCCUGACAUUAGAAGAAGGUGGUACCGAUGAGGUUCCAUAUGACCAGAUUGAGUGGGGCCUUGAAGAUGAUGGCAGUAGUGUGGGGCAGGGGAGGUCUUACGCUGCUGUCGUGGCUGGAGGGAGGCCGCGAGGAGGAGGAGGAGGCCAGGGCCAAAGGGGCCAGGCCAUGGGAGGCCGAGGACCGGGCGCACAGGGGGUKGGCGGACAGGGAAACCGCCAAGCGGGAGGUAGGGGUCAAGGUCCCCCGUCAAAUCGCCAGGGUAAUCGGUCCCCACAACGAAGAGGUGGAAGGGCACCUCAAGGAGGUUGGCACCCAGGCUUGCCAUAGGGCAGGCCCUGGGAAGACUUGGGCUUGGACUGACAAUUAUGGCAGGAACGCGUGAACAUGGGUCAG
This is a messenger RNA of Chara braunii, 1770 nucleotides long. The record is from the annotation of a GenBank genome assembly. NCBI's taxonomy places the organism in Eukaryota, Viridiplantae, Streptophyta, Charophyceae, Charales, Characeae.